GUCGAGUGUACUGUAGUCGGGGGGUAUGCUAAAUGUUUCGGCUGUACUGUGGUGCAAAAUCUCCGCUGAAGCUGGUGUUUUUAACCGGCAGAAAUAUGUCGAUAGCGCCCAGUGACCGUGGACCGGCGGGCGGUGACCAAAGCACCGACAACAGGUCGAUUCACUCGGACACCGUGGAGGAGGUCCAUAACAUCCCGAUGCAGGUCAUCAUCAGACCAUUUCCUCCAGUGCUGGACGAGCAGAAAGUCCAGAGCCUGAUGGACACAAUAAGGGAGACGGCAGACAUCAGCGUUGUUCCUCCUAUUGAUGUGCUCUGGAUCAAAGGCAGCGAGGGAGGAAAUUACUACUACUCCUUUGGAGGCUGUCACAGGUUUGCUGCCUAUCAGAGGUUGAACAUGCAGACCAUUCCAGCAAAGAUCAUCAAAUCUAACAUCUCAGACCUAAGCACUUACUUGGGGGCUUCAACGCCUGAUCUGCGGUGAUGCUGGAGCAGCUUGGAGCUUUCCACCCCACUCCACCCCCCGCUUCAAAUGUACUUGCCUCAGGUGGAUCAUACAUAAUAUGGCUGUAACUCUCCUGUUGGUGACUGCGGAGCAAAGGCUUUGCCAGCAGGGGGAAAUGUAGCUCUUUAGUUAAAUAUGUUACAUUUUGUGAUUUGAAACAGCUUAAAUGUAUGCAUGUUAAUCAUGUGAUAGCUUUAAUGUUGCCAAAUACCAUCUGCACAUACACAUUUAACAGUUUUCUUAAAGUUCUUUAUUUAAAAAAUAUGACAGCUGAGAUUGGGCUAAGAUAAGUUUUUUUUUUGUUUUGUUUUUUUUUAACUUAAAUCGACUUAUAGUGUGAAAGUAUGAAAGAGAAAAUGAAUUUAGCACAUCUUCAUCUUGGCUAUAAAAUGAAACCUUAGCAUCGAG
This is a messenger RNA of Maylandia zebra (zebra mbuna), 911 nucleotides long. RefSeq names its product sulfiredoxin 1 homolog (S. cerevisiae) (gene srxn1). Gene Ontology annotation, cellular component: cytoplasm. Gene Ontology annotation, molecular function: sulfiredoxin activity. NCBI's taxonomy places the organism in Eukaryota, Metazoa, Chordata, Actinopteri, Cichliformes, Cichlidae. Gene Ontology annotation, biological process: cellular response to oxidative stress. The record is from RefSeq and is a predicted model, not a curated record.